This is a messenger RNA of Colletotrichum orchidophilum, 789 nucleotides long. RefSeq names its product centromere/microtubule-binding protein cbf5. The record is from RefSeq and is a predicted model, not a curated record. Gene Ontology annotation, biological process: endoplasmic reticulum unfolded protein response. Gene Ontology annotation, molecular function: misfolded protein binding; ubiquitin-specific protease binding. The coding region runs from base 1 to 789 and encodes 262 amino acids. The transcript has 3 exons. Gene Ontology annotation, cellular component: endoplasmic reticulum membrane; Hrd1p ubiquitin ligase ERAD-L complex. Lineage: Eukaryota; Fungi; Ascomycota; Sordariomycetes; Glomerellales; Glomerellaceae.
AUGUCCGAGUUCCUCGAUGCCUACUGGCAGGCGCCGCCUGUUGCAAGAACAUUUGCAACAGCCGCGUUCGUCACGUCCUUGUCCGUCCUCCUGGGCGUCGUGAAUGGCUACUGGUUCAUCUUUAUGCCCCAGUUCCUCUUCCAGAUCCCGCCACAGAUUUGGCGUCUUGGGACCAACUUCCUGCUCACCGGCCCCCAGCUCGGCCUGCUCUUUGACACGUACUUUCUGUACCACUACCUGACGGCGCUUGAGGUCGGCAAUCCCAGGUUCGCUAGGCGCGAGGAUGUCAUCUGGUAUCUCAUGUUCGUAUGCACUGUCAUCACGGCACUCUGCACCUACCUCAUGGGCGGAGGAGCUUUCCUGCCGGCUUUGAUUCUCGCCAUGUGUCGCACCGUAACACAAGACCAGCGCGGGAUGAAGGCGAACUUUUACUUCGUCACCAUCCCCGCUCAGCUCACCCCGUUCUGCAUGAUGCUCGUGUCGCUACUGUUCCCUGGCGGGUACUACACCGCCAUGCUCCAGCUCAUGGGCUUCCUGGCCGCUCACCUCUACGACUUUUUGUCCCGCGUGUGGCCUGAGUUCAGCGGCGGCAGCAACCUGAUCCCCACGCCCGGCUUCCUGUCUCGUCUUGUGCAGACUCCUCGCUUUAAUCAGCGUGGCUACGGAACUGCUGUUCGUGGCGGCGGUGGCUCGGCCCAAACAUCGGGUAGCAGUACUGGCGUGUCCCAGGGCGGCGGCGUCUUGCCCGAGUCGUGGAGGACAAGAGGACCUGGUCGACGUCUGGGUUGA